This is a messenger RNA of Pneumocystis jirovecii RU7, 939 nucleotides long. RefSeq names its product ribosome biogenesis protein BRX1. Gene Ontology annotation, molecular function: rRNA binding. The record is from RefSeq and is a predicted model, not a curated record. The coding region runs from base 1 to 939 and encodes 312 amino acids. Gene Ontology annotation, cellular component: nucleolus. The transcript is spliced from 6 exons. Gene Ontology annotation, biological process: rRNA processing; ribosomal large subunit assembly. NCBI's taxonomy places the organism in Eukaryota, Fungi, Ascomycota, Pneumocystomycetes, Pneumocystales, Pneumocystaceae.
AUGUCGACGGUUUACAAAUGUCAUAUAGGAAAAAAGGCAAAAAAACAUGUUAAAUUUAAUUCUAAGCAUAUAAAAAACAAUGGAUAUGAUGCAGAAAAUGAAGAUGUUUCUAAAGAAGCAGAUGAUCUGUCAGGAUUUAAAAAAAUUCGGCAAAAAGUGCUUGUUUUAUCAUCUCGAGGAAUUACUUUUAGACAACGACAUCUUAUGAAAGAUCUUGUAGACAUGUUGCCUCAUUCAAAAAAAGAUACAAAAUUUGAUAUGAAAUCGAAACUUUAUCAUUUGAAUGAAGUAGCUGAGCUUUACAACUGUAACAAUAUUAUGUUUUUUGAAGCGCGUAAACACCAAGAUCUUUAUAUUUGGAUGACAAAAGUGCCUAAUGGACCUACGGUUAAGUUUCAUGUACAGAAUGCUCAUACGAUGGAUGAUCUCCAUCUUACCGGAAACUGCUUGAAAGGUUCACGUCCUAUUCUUUCCUUUGAUGCUGGCUUUGAUAUGGAGCCACAUAUGAAACUUGUAAAGGAAUUAUUUUCUCAGAUUAUGGGAGUUCCAAAAGGUUCUCGGAAGAGCAAGCCAUUUAUUGAUCAUGUUUUAACAUUUUCUUAUGCUGAUCAUAAAAUAUGGUUUAGAAAUUAUCAAAUUGUCGAAAAAACACCUGGAAAAAAGGUUUCUUCAUAUUCAGAUACAGAUAUAUCACUUGUUGAAAUUGGACCUCGAUUUGUGUUAACUCUUAUUUGUGUUUUGGAAGGCUCAUUUGGAGGGCCCGUCAUUUACGAAAAUAAGGAAUUUAUAACUCCUUCAAAAAUGCGUUCAUUUAUAAGAAAAGAAAAAUUAAAUAAAUAUCAUAAUCGUCAAAUUGCAAUGGCAGAAAAGUCCAUAAAGAAAAAGGAAAACGUAUUACCAGUAAACCCUUUGAAUAACAAUGUUUUGUUUAAAGACUGA